AUGGCGUUGUUACUCGCCUCUAUCUUUAGACUUCGAGCUGCUGCUGUAAAUGUGGGAGAUUUUGUAAAUGUCUUCACUUCUAAUGUUAUAGGACAGAUGACGCUCAGGAUGAGACUCUUCGAUGAGAACAACGCAGAGGCCGAACACUUCAGAGAAUUAAUGGACGAUUUCUUAAGAAUAGCUGCUCGUUUUAGGAUUGGGGAUUUCGUCCCUUUCUUAGAGAGGAUUGGCUUGGGUGGGUCUCUUGAUGAAAUGAAGAGCGUGCACAAGCGAUUUGAUGAAUUUCUUGUGAGGAAGAUGGAAGAACAGAGGAGUAGACCUAAGACCACUGAGGACGAUGGCAGCAAGGACUUUCUACAGAUUCUCCAUCAACUCAAAUAUAAUUCUGGAGAAGAUGGGCGACAGCUUUCUGAGUCUAAUAUCAAAGGCAUUUUACUGGACAUGAUAUCGGCGGGAACCGACACUGCUACUCGCACUGUAGAAUGGGCGAUGUCGGAGUUGAUCCGCCAUCCUCAUCUCAUGAAGAAAGUGAGAGACGAGAUGGACGCAUCCGUUGGAACGGAAGAGAGAGUAGCAGAAUAUCAUCUUCCUCACCUCAAAUAUUUACAAGCAGUUGUAACGGAAACUCUUCGAUUGCAUCCUCCAACACCGCUUAUGCUUCCUCACGCAUCUCCAGACAGUUCGAGGGUAAUAAUGGGGCAUUUCAUUCCGCCCAAUUCUCAUGUGAUGGUGAACGUGUGGGCCGUGGCAAGAGAUCCAAAUGCGUGGGAGAAGCCGCUGGAAUUUAAUCCGGAUCGUUUUGUGGACAAUCCCGUUCAUCUUGAUGGAAAAGAUUUUCGAAUAAUACCGUUUGGUGCAGGGCGAAGAAUGUGCCCGGGCUAUAAUCUGGGGCUUCUUAUGAUACAAUUUGCACUUGCAAGCUUUGUUCAUGCAUUUGAUUGGUCUCUUCCAUCUGGUGAAGAACCUCAAGAUUUGGACAUGUCAGAGAAAUAUGAAGUCUCGAUUCACAGGAAAGUUCUUCUCAAUCUUUUCGCCACUCCUCGUCUGCCUGAACUUCUCUAUAACAGGUCAACAAAAAGCGAAUCAUAUGUAAUUGUUUAUUCGCAAUUCCUGUCAUCCAGCUCACACAUCUGUUGUUGGUUUCGGUUUUAA
Molecule: messenger RNA, 1152 nt
Organism: Cryptomeria japonica (Japanese cedar)
Lineage: Eukaryota; Viridiplantae; Streptophyta; Pinopsida; Cupressales; Cupressaceae
Product: flavonoid 3'-monooxygenase CYP75B137-like
Exons: 2
Coding region: 1-1152 (383 amino acids)
Molecular function (GO): monooxygenase activity; iron ion binding; heme binding
Source: RefSeq, a predicted model, not a curated record